AUUUUUCAUGAUGCUCGAGACGCGUAGAUAUCAGUACAUAGAAUUUCUGAGUACCUAUUUAAUACUAAAACUAAUAUUAUAGUCAAUAACACUAUGACAGAGGCAAUUACGUAUAUGAAUAAUGGAAUAACUGUGGGAGAUCAUGGGAAUCGAAACCAUACAGUCCCCAUUGCUCUGGAUGAAUUCAAAUUAGACUCUACGACACGUAAGUACGACAAACAAUAUUAUUCAAUGUAUCAAUAUAGAUUUCAACAUUUAAAGGAUAGAAUAUAUGAUAAUGCCCUUAAGAAAUGGGGCGAUGGAACUAGAAAAAUUGAUGGACAAACCAUUAUAAAACAAGAUAAGAUUUUAGAUAUUACUAGUGGACAAUUAUGUUGGGUAAUUGGAACUAUCUUUUCUGAUUUAAAGAAUAAAUUAAAUAUUCUUGAAGAUGUAGAUCAUGGUACCGAUGAUGUGUUACCUAAAGCUCCAGAUAGUUAUGUAGGUGCCGAUGAUGAUAUUUCAUUCUCAUUAAUGAUUGAAGAUGAAUCUGGACGUGCCAUAUUACAUAAUGAUGAUUUUUUAAAUAAGAAUAUACUUGUUAGUGGAUGUAUUGUAGCAGUAUUAGGAAUUGAACUUCAAGCAGGAAUCUUUGAAAUUAUGGAUGUUGUAUAUCCUGAAUUUGCUCCUCAACCUUCAUUAACAACGAGGAGUAAUUCAGGCAAUAAAAUCGCCAUAAUUUCUGGAUUAAAUGUGGAUUAUCAAAACAAUGAUAUUAAACUUGAUUUACUAAGAGAUUAUCUAACAGGAGAAUUAGGACUGGAAAAGGAUCAUCAAUUAGUUCAAAGUAUUACUAAAUUAAUUAUAGCCGGUAAUUCUGUAAGACCAUUAAAAGUUAUAGAGAAUCAAGAUUUUACUAGUACAAAUAAUUAUGGAUCUAAAAUUGCUAGUAGAUUUGAUAGUCAAUCAAUUGAUAAAUUUGAUAAAUGGUUAACAGAAUUAUUACCAUCAUUACCAAUAUCAAUUAUGCCAGGAAAUAAUGAUAUUGCUGAAAUUUGUUUACCUCAACAAGCUUUACAUAAAUCUACAUUCCGUCAUAAUUAUCAAUAUUUAAGUGAUCCAACAUAUUUACAAAUUUGGACUAAUCCACAAUGGAUUGAAAUUGAUGGUAUAACAAUGUUAGGUACUAGUGGACAAAAUGUUCAAGAUAUUUUACGAUACUUAAAGGAUCAAGAUCAUAGUGCCGAAAAAAUCUUGACUAUUAUGAAAUCACAUAUGAAAUGGCAGAAUUUCAUGCCUACAGCCCCUGAUACUUUAUAUUGUUAUCCAUAUGAUGAAUUUGAUCCAUUCAUUUUAGAAAAGAAGACUCCUCAUAUAUAUUUUGUUGGGAAUCAAGCUGAAUACGGUAGUGAAAUAUUAGAAUUUGAUGGUGGACAAAUUCGCAUUAUUAGUGUACCGAAGUUUGAAGAUAGUGGUCAAGUAGUGAUUGUCGAUUUAGAUACUCUUAGUACUGAAGUUAUUACUGUUGGGUAGUGCCGAGACGUGCAUAGGGAGGGCAAUUACGUCAUGCUCCGGUACUUUCCAUUAACUGUUCUGUACUAUUUAUAGUAUAUAUAUAGUAUAUAUAUAGUAUAGUAUAUACGAUCUACAAUGUAAUAGUAUUGAUUGGUGUC
Molecule: messenger RNA, 1652 nt
Organism: Scheffersomyces amazonensis
Lineage: Eukaryota; Fungi; Ascomycota; Pichiomycetes; Serinales; Debaryomycetaceae
Gene: HYS2
Product: DNA-directed DNA polymerase delta subunit
Exons: 1
Coding region: 94-1512 (472 amino acids)
Biological process (GO): DNA strand elongation involved in DNA replication; DNA replication
Cellular component (GO): delta DNA polymerase complex
Molecular function (GO): DNA binding
Source: RefSeq, a predicted model, not a curated record